AUGGAAAUAGAAUCCAUUAAUCCAGCACAAACAUCAUCUUCCGAUAAAACCAUCUCACUACGAAAUUCAUACAAUCCAGUGCCAUCCUCAAUAUACACAAAACUGCACAAAAAUCUCACAUUUUCAUAUGCAAACAGUAACGCGAAAUCAUUUCAAUUUGGGACACUUGGAGAGAAUGAUACUUAUUUGAUUGGAAUUCUACGCUUGGACUAUUCACAGCCAAGACAGAUACGAAAUGUUAUACUGCAACUCAAGGGUAUCGAGAAAACUUGCUGGUUUAAGCCGCAGGCACGAUCAAAAUCGUUUCACAAUGCUGAACAAAUAUUAAUUGACAAAGCUUUUCGGAUAUUCUCAGCGAACGACGAACAAGAAAUUCAAUCUUGUAAUAUACCAUUCAAAGUGAAAUUGCCUUAUAAUCUUCCGGAAUCAAUUACUACUGACAUUGGGAGUGUAAAGUAUUUCUUGCGUGCUACCGUGAAUAGAAGAGGAGUUAUCGGUAACGCUAAUGUUGUAGAAGUUGAAUGUGAAUUAAGGAAAACUACAAUGCUAGACAUUGAACGUAAUCAACCAUAUCAAUUACGAGGUGAAUCUCGUAGUGGUAUAGAAUACGCGUUUGUUUUGCCACCGUUCAAAAAUUUUAAUAUUGGAUCAUUCGUUUCGAUCCCGAUGCGACUUCGUUUUCUUCGACCCAAUCUUCAUGUAGAGCAAGUUCGAGUUUCUUUGGUUAAAUUCAUGGACUAUAGAUGUACUAAUCCAAAUGAGUCACGUCACAUAAAACAAGAAGUCACCUCGUUGACUAUAACACGACAAGAACUUCAAUAUACCCAAUCAACGCCUUCAGAUCUUGAAUGUGUGCACAAGAUAAAUUUAUUCAUUCCUCAAACUUUAUUGCCAACAAUAUCCACAAGAUACAUAUCAAUUUCGUAUCAACUGUCGAUAAAGUUGUGCUUAGUUGGUAGUGACAUGGAUUUUCAAAUUGAUGAAUUUGUUCACCUUGGAUCCGUAAUAGAGGUCAAUAAUCAAUCAACCUCUAAAUUACAAGAACUUUUUUUGUCACGUCAAGUGUUUGACACGACUCUUUCACGAAUACAAAAUCAAACAUCGAUCUCUACUUUUGGUUCUAUUUCGAUGACAUCCAAUGAUGGCAUAAAUGAACCAAUGACACCAUCAAAUGAGUUUUUCCCACAAUCCGCUCCUAAUAAUCAGCAGUUAACCAACAAAGAACUAAGACGAGCUUCAAAUAAUGAAAAUUUUUCAUCCUCACCUUACCCGACUGCACUUUCACCGCCACCUUACCAUAAACCAAAAUCACUUUCUGCAUUUCAUUUGAAUUUUAUAUGGGUGCAUAACGAUAAUAUUCCAAGACUACGAGAACUACGUGCCGAAGUUUUGCGAAAAGGAAAGAUGUC
Molecule: messenger RNA, 1409 nt
Organism: Ambispora leptoticha
Lineage: Eukaryota; Fungi; Glomeromycota; Glomeromycetes; Archaeosporales; Ambisporaceae
Source: the annotation of a GenBank genome assembly